Impatiens glandulifera is the source of this 442-nucleotide messenger RNA. RefSeq lists its product as uncharacterized. The transcript has 3 exons. Lineage: Eukaryota; Viridiplantae; Streptophyta; Magnoliopsida; Ericales; Balsaminaceae. Bases 134 to 331 code for a protein of 65 amino acids. The record is from RefSeq and is a predicted model, not a curated record.
UCAGCCCAUUAGCCUAUCCCAUCCCAUCCAUUCAUUCAUUCUUUCUUCUGCAAAAUCGCGCUCUCCUUCUUCUCCAGAUUCCAAUUCCUGUGGCCGACUUUGUAUUGGCUGCGAAAAACAAAUUCGAGUCAAGAUGCCUCACAAAGAGAGGCCUAUGAUGGCACUGUUAUUGUUUACAGGUCUAAAUGUCGUGUUGGCCUCCACCAUUACUCCAGUAUAUGAUUUUGUUUGCUUUCUCCCUUAUUGGGAAAGAAGGAGGGAAAGACGUCGGCUUGAUCGUGAAGCUGUUUUGCGGAAGGAGGAGAGUUCACAGUAUCCAUUUUCAUCUUAAGUCUGAACUAAUCUGCAUAAUUUUUGGGCUUGGCUGUAAAUAAACUCAGGAGAUCACUUUGUAGAAGAAGAGCCAAAUGUUCUAAUUAUAAUAAUUAAUGGUUUAUGCUUU